Messenger RNA from Thermothielavioides terrestris NRRL 8126, 1547 nucleotides. RefSeq lists its product as uncharacterized. Gene Ontology annotation, cellular component: nucleus. Gene Ontology annotation, biological process: DNA recombination; double-strand break repair. Gene Ontology annotation, molecular function: DNA binding. NCBI's taxonomy places the organism in Eukaryota, Fungi, Ascomycota, Sordariomycetes, Sordariales, Chaetomiaceae. The transcript has 3 exons. The record is from RefSeq and is a predicted model, not a curated record. The coding region runs from base 315 to 1439 and encodes 374 amino acids.
GGCUUUCAACAUUCAUUCAUCUCAAGCGCACCCGCUUCCAAGGUUCCAAGGUUCCCCCACACUUUGCGUUUGCAGGCGGUCCCAGUAGCUCCGGCCGGCCGCCCUCCCUCGGCGCAUUGAAGAUUAAAGUCAUCGACGGGCUAAUCAUUAGUUUGGGUCCCUGAAACGCCUUCUUUCAAUCUCACGGCUGUUUCAUUUCAGCGGCUCCCGUGCCUAGUCCGGAGAGUUGCAAACGGGCCGUCUCUUCCAGAAUCCGAGCCGCCAAUCUCCCGUCCCGCCCACGCCGCCGGAUCCUAUCCACCUCUCGGCGCGCCAUGGCAUCCUCUCACAUCAUUCGCGUCCCUCGGACGGACGAGGAAGGCGCCUUCGUGCUGGGCGAGGUUAUACCGUCGGGGUCCAAGCCAUUGAACGUCAAAUUUGUCGCGACUGAGGGCGAAGAGCCGUAUGUGGUCAAGCUGAGGCACGACCGUAUUGGGGACCUUAGAGCUGCCAGCAGCCCCUGCUCCCCGGAGGAAUGGGAGAGGAUCCUAAAGGCCCUCCUCCUCGGGGGGGAGCAAAUGGAGGGCAUCGAGGCGGGUGCCGAGGCCAAUGUGGGCAAGUCGCUUACCAUCACAAUCAGGCGACGGGUGGCCGGCAUUAAUCAACGGCUUGGCGCUCUGACGCUGAACCACAAGGCUGAUGAAGCCAUUCAGCUCUUUGACUGGUGCGGGGCCACGGCUCUGGAGCGAGAGAAGUUUCGGGAGACGUUGGCGACCGAAAAAGCCAAAGUAUCAGACCUGGAAGCCCGCAUCGCCGAGCUGAGAAACCAACUGGAUGAGCUCACAGAGGCCAAGAAAGCUAGGGAGGCAGAACUCCUGGAAAAGUUUUGCGGUCUUCUGAAUGAAAAGAAAGUCAAGAUCCGCGAGCAGCAGCGUCUGCUCAACACGGCCCAGGUCGACCCGUCCAGGCUGGCCGCGGCUCGCGCGGCGCAGGCUGCGCGACCAAGAGCCACGGAACCUCGGAAGCCCGGCGCGUCCCGGAGUGCCAAGCGCAAAGCGCUUGAAGACGCAUCCGGCGGCGGGUCGUCUUCAGACUCAGAUGACGGGUUCGAGAAAGUGAAUGCUGGUGCCGACAAGAUGGAUGUCGAUCCGAAGUUGCCGGAGCCGCCAGAGGAGCGCAACGAGAGCCCGGAGUCCGAAGACCGGCAAACAACCGAUGAGGAUGCGACGGGCAGCGAGCCGGAGGACGACGAAGCUCCUCCGCCUCCGCCGCCACCGCCAAAGACACGCCAGCAGCGCGAGCCGGAGCCGAAAGGCCGAGCGACUGCAGGUGGGCAUGCAGCGAAAGGGAAAGAUGUCGCGAUUCACCCGCCUAAGAGGCCGCUGAGGAAGACCACGCCAAAGGCGGCAACUCCUCCGCCAGCCGCGGGGAGCGAGACCGAGUCAGACGAUGAACUCUGAGUUUGUUGGAUGCGUAUUUUCACGUUGGCUAAGGUACCUACACACUCCUGGACAGCUCACCUGUAGCCAUAAGGCAGAUGCGGCCUCUCAGCAAUCCUUCCUGGAGUG